AUGAGUGACCCUUCGGCCAGGAUGGGGACUCCUGGGCCCCAGGGAGCUGCGAAUCCCACCCACUGCCCCCGCAGCCUGGGGCGCACCGGGUCCUUUCCGCGCGAAGUGGGGCGCGGGGCUCCGCCGGCUCAGGGCGGCCCGAGCGCCGCGACGGCGGGGGCGAGCGGAAGCCAGGGCGGCGGCCGCGAGGACCGGGCGGCAGGUCGGACCCUCGGACCUCGAGCCAGAGAGAAUUUGGACCGUGACUCCUGGGUCAGAGAGAAAGUGCUGUUUCUUCUGCACCCAGAGAGGUGGUUAGGGACUCAAGGGGACCCUGCACGGGAAGAGGUGGCCGGUGGGGAGGACCUUCCUCAGGCGAGCGGAAACCACCACGACCGGGAACCCAACUGCCCUUCUCCUGCUUUUCAACCAGAAGGGCGAAUUUCUGGCGGGCGAGCAGCCGCUCCCUCCCGAGCCCCGCCGCGCGACCCCGCGGCUCCCGCUAAAUCAGUGCUCGUGCGGGUCGUGGAUUAUCAGGUGACGCAAGAAGUGCUGCAGACCGCGUGGACGAAGGGUCGCAUGACCAGGAGGACCGAGGAACAUUCCAUGACCGCGGUCACUUUUCGCACCGGCAGAGAGAGACAGCCUGUGUGGCACCGGACCCCUGCUGGACCCCGGGCUCUCCAGGCGCGGAGAGGGGCGCCCCGCGUCCGCGCCCCCAAGAGGAGUUUCACUGUCCAGAGACAUGAUGCCCGAAGGAGCUUAAACUCGAGAGAGGAGCCCGAGGAAUGUUCAGGUCUAGUGGAUGAGCGAUAA
This is a messenger RNA of Propithecus coquereli (Coquerel's sifaka), 795 nucleotides long. Its product is annotated as chromosome unknown open reading frame, human C6orf141. NCBI's taxonomy places the organism in Eukaryota, Metazoa, Chordata, Mammalia, Primates, Indriidae. The record is from RefSeq and is a predicted model, not a curated record.